Molecule: messenger RNA, 1183 nt
Organism: Fragaria vesca subsp. vesca
Lineage: Eukaryota; Viridiplantae; Streptophyta; Magnoliopsida; Rosales; Rosaceae
Product: very-long-chain enoyl-CoA reductase-like
Exons: 2
Coding region: 253-1098 (281 amino acids)
Biological process (GO): lipid metabolic process
Molecular function (GO): oxidoreductase activity, acting on the CH-CH group of donors
Source: RefSeq, a predicted model, not a curated record
UUUAAGAAAUGGGUUCCUCCACGUGUUGCGUCUAUAGUCUAUACCACAUGUGCAUCCCGACCUCGGCAGCUUCUAUUAGCCAAUCACACCGCCACGAGUUUGAUUCAUCACUUUAAAACUGGUAGAUGUAGAAAUACGUCUUAAUCCAAAGCAAUCAUUCAUAUCUCCGAUUCAACGUCUUUGUACACAUGAGUUUGACAUCGAUCACCAUUUAGUUCUUCAAUCAAGGAAGAAGAAGAAGCUGAGGGAAUCAUGGCGUGGCCGAUCAUAUUUGUCUUUCCGCCACCAGCUUCUGUGUUCGUCAUAGCCAUGUCAGUCAUCAGCUUCACUGGGUUAGCUUAUUCCGGAUUCUCGGAGGUGAGAGGAAACCAUCUGCAGUAUUCCAAGUUCUGGAAGAUUACCAAUAAACCCGCUUCUCAGAAAUCAAAGCAAAUUUACCUAUCUGGUAGAAGAGGCAUGCAGUUCAUUUAUGCUCCUGCGUUUCUUGCUGGGCUCACAUCUCUGGUGUUCUUUCCCCAUAACGAUGAUAUCAGAUAUCUAUUGCUCUCCUCAGCUCUCACCCUUCAUUUCCUCAAACGACUUUUGGAGGUUCAAUUUGUUCACAAGUACAGUAGUGGGAUGGCGCUUGAUUCUGCGAUUCCUAUCGUUCUCAGUUACUUCAUGGCUACUGUCACUGCAAUUUACACGCAGCACCUUACUAUAACCCAAGGGCUACCAGAGCCACCAAUUGAUUUGAAGUACCCUGGAAUUGUGUUGUUUCUACUUGGGAUAACUGGUAAUUUCUACCAUCAUUACCUUCUUUCCCAACUGAGAUCAUCAUCCUCUUCGUCUCCGUCAAGCUCACAAAGCAAUAACGAUGAGGAUUAUAAGAUUCCAAAGGGUGGAUUGUUUGAGCUAGUGAUAUGCCCUCACUAUCUAUUUGAAAUCAUAGCAUUUGUAGGGUUCUCUUUUAUUUCUCAGACCUUGUAUGCGUUUGCUUUCUUGGCCGGAACAGUAUUCUAUUUGACUGGUAGGAGCUAUGCUACUAGGAGGUGGUAUCUUUCUAAGUUUAAGAAUUUUCCCCAAAAUGUCAAGGCUCUCAUUCCAUAUGUUUAUUAGAUAUAUGUAUGUUUGUAUCAGACUAUAAAUUAUGGUGUUAAAGAUUUCAGAAUUAAUCAUGUUUAAUAAGUAUUGCACAUUGAGA